Amborella trichopoda is the source of this 2887-nucleotide messenger RNA. RefSeq names its product P-loop containing nucleoside triphosphate hydrolases superfamily protein (gene ZCF125). Gene Ontology annotation, molecular function: microtubule binding; ATP binding; microtubule motor activity. NCBI's taxonomy places the organism in Eukaryota, Viridiplantae, Streptophyta, Magnoliopsida, Amborellales, Amborellaceae. The record is from RefSeq and is a predicted model, not a curated record. Gene Ontology annotation, biological process: microtubule-based movement.
UCCCGCUUUUACUCCAAAUCUCAUCCUCUCUGCUCAAAAAUAGGGUUUCAUUUCCAAUUCACUUGCAGAGAUAGACUCCAUUACAGUCAUUUGUAGAGAGAGAUCAAUGGAGAAAAUUUGUGUAGCUGUUCGCGUUCGACCCUCCAUUACACAGGAAAACAUAAACGGUAGCUUUUGGAUGGUAGAUAGCAGCUGCAUUUCCCUUCAUAGCAAGCAUGGAACCCCUGUCUCAAGCUUAUCGUUUGAAUUUGACCAUGUAUUUGAUCAAGAUUGCACAAAUGCUAGGGUUUAUGAGCUUCACACAAAGGAUGUUAUUCAGGCUGCAGUCAAUGGGUUCAAUGGAACUGCAUUUGCAUAUGGUCAGACCAGCAGUGGUAAGACAUUUACCAUGAAUGGCUCUCUUGAGGAUCCUGGAAUCAUUCGUCUUGCAGUCCAAGAUAUUUUCAAGAGUAUCAAGCUGAUAACUGAGCGGGAGUUCUUGAUUCGAGUUUCAUACCUGGAGAUCUACAAUGAAGAAAUCAAUGAUCUUUUUGCCCUUGAGAACCAAAAGUUACAGGUCCAUGAGAGCUUAGAGCGAGGUGUGUUCGUCUCUGGUCUUCGAGAGGAAAUUGUAAAUCGUCCUGAGGAUAUCCUCAGGCUAAUUGAGUUGGGAGAAUCUAAUAGACAUGUGGGACAGACAAAUAUGAAUGCGAGGAGUAGUCGGUCCCACACUAUAUUUAGGAUGGUUAUUGAAAGCAGGGGCAAGGAUGCUCCUUUUGCAGGAGAUACUUUGACUACUGAUGCUGUUCGUGUUUCUGUUCUGAACCUAGUAGAUUUAGCUGGAUCAGAACGAAUUGCAAAGACAGGAGCUGACGGGGUGCGUUUGAAGGAAGGAAAGAACAUUAACAAGAGUUUAAUGGUUCUUGGUACAGUUAUCAAUAAACUGAGUGAUAAUGGUGGUAAACAACGGGGACAUAUUCCUUAUCGGGAUAGUAAACUUACUCGCAUUCUCCAACCUGCCCUUGGUGGUAAUGCUAAGACAUCCAUUAUAUGUACUAUUGCACCUGAAGAGGCUCACAUAGAUGAGACAAGGGGAACCUUGCAGUUUGCAAGCAGAGCAAAACGCAUCACCAAUUGUGCUCGUGUCAAUGAGAUCUUGACUGAUGCGGCCCUAUUGAAGCGCCAAAAGCAAGAGAUAGAAGAGCUUCGCAGAAUAUUGCAGGGAUCACAUUCGGAGGUAUUCGAACAAGAGAUUUUGAAGUUGCGAAAUGAGAUGCUGAAGUUUGAAUCAGAACGUGAAAAGCUAGCAUGGGAGCUUGAACAAGAGAGGAAAUUGCAUAAAGAGCGAGAUAGGGAACAACAAAUGAAAAUAGAUAAUCUUAGCAGUCUUAUAUGUUCUGAUCAAGAUAGGAAUUCAGCGAAGACAAACAGCUGUGAACAUUCAUUUCCUCGACGGCUGAGCUUGGAUUUCUUAGAUCAGGGAAAGAUCUCGUUCAGACGGGGGUAUAGGGAGGGAUCCAUUGAGUGUCAUAGCACACCACAAAAGGAUGCUUUCCAAACUCCUAGUUUUAAAUCAUCAAAUGCUUGUGUUGGAAAACACUCAAGCUAUCAAAGGCUUCCUGAUGCAAGUCCUAUUCCAGAUGAGUUUGUAGACUUUGCUGAUGAAGAUAUGUGGGAAAAAUUGAAUAAGGGCCAUUGCACUCCUGAUUUUGAUAUGUUACGUAUGACUCCUGAAGGGAAGUAUCCAUCUUUGGCAGCAAGCAACAUAGCCUCGGGUUCUUGCUCUCUGGAAUUCUACAAGGAAGAACUUGAGAAUCUCAAGAAACAAUGGCAAUGUGUUUUGGAUGAAAAAAAUGAGGUUUCUCGCUCAGAAGAGUUCUACAAAGAAGAAGCUGGAAAUCUCAAGAAACAGUUGCAAUGUGCUUUGAACGAGAAAAAUGAACUUGAGCGUGAGGCAGUGUUAGCAAGGCAAUUUCCGGAGAAGAUAUCUGAAGCUGUAGCUGACUGCAAAGACAUUUUGAAAGAAGUUUUUUCUAAGAUUCAGAGCUGCACAACUGAUGAGGAGUCACUUCAGGCGGUAUUGCUAUCUUGUGCAAGGGACAUUGGAAUAAGUCUUCUUACAACUUUAGAGGGCCACUUCUCUAGAUUUUUGCAUGGGGAAACAGAUUGUGGUGGAGCAGAUUCUUUAAUUGAAGAACAAUGUAGAUUGCUCACUGACAAGCUGAGCUUUGCUGUUGCUACUUUGAAUUCUCCACAGAGUCUAAAAGAAAAUAAUGAACUCAAGGACUUAAACUUGGAAUUGAACAACCAAUUGGUUGCAGCCAAGGAAAAGCGUGAGAGCCUCGAGAGACAGUGCAAGAGCCUUAGAGAAGAGAGAGACUCUCUAUUACAAUUUAUCUCCAAGUCCACCCAGAACCUUGCAAUGCUCACUAGCCAAAAGGAGGAGAUAGCCAAGGUGUUGAGCAUCGAGUUGCAAAGGAGAGAGGCUCUCGAAGAAGAGCUUCGCCAGUUUCGCACUGCUCUUUCCCAAAGAUUUACUUCAUUUGCAUCUACCUGUCAUGAGAUCAGGGCCAAUGCAAGGUGCAUGAAGACAUUUCGCUUGAUAUCCGAGUCCAAAGCACUCUAACGAUUUAUUACACCGCACCUAUAUCUCUAUCACAGAGGUUAAAACUCUCUCCCCGUAAUUUCUCUCUCUAUCUUCUCCCACACCAGAUCUUCAUGUUUAUCUUCAAGUGUCUCUCUCAUGUUCCCCCUCACGUUUUACAUUAUGAGGGGGGGAUCUUGUAUGAUGUCCUUUGAUUAUAUUGAUGUUUGAUAUUUGAAAUGUCUCUCCUUGGCAUUCAAUGAAUCCAAGACAUAACCUUUAAUUUAUUGAUCUUUUGUAUAAAGGACCGUCCUUGUUCUUCAA